Messenger RNA from Osmerus eperlanus (European smelt), 1664 nucleotides. RefSeq lists its product as uncharacterized. Lineage: Eukaryota; Metazoa; Chordata; Actinopteri; Osmeriformes; Osmeridae. The transcript is spliced from 9 exons. Bases 114 to 1664 code for a protein of 516 amino acids. The record is from RefSeq and is a predicted model, not a curated record. Gene Ontology annotation, cellular component: plasma membrane; nucleus.
GCGGGGCUGAAACUCCCCUUCCACUCUCCAGGGGAGAGAAAAGUGAGUUUUACAGCGGCUUUUUUGAAUGUAUUUCUGGAAGUGUAAAACUUCCGCACUGUAUCGACGGGACAAUGGAGAACGUCCAGCCUCCGUGGCCUCCGCAGGAAAAGAGGAAAAGGCCCAGCAGCGGAGCUGGCCACCAGCGCCACCAGGAGGCCUACCAGCCUGGCCCUGCCAGUAAGAGGAGGUGCAGAGAGGAGUGGGUCUCUGCGGGAGGAGGUGGAACACAAGGAGGAACAGGAGGAGGAGAUGGAGGAGGAGGUCACCUGGUCGGCCUGGAGAACAGAGGAACCUCCAGGGAACCCAGGAUCUCCAGGAGAGUACGGAGACGCUCAGCAGGCAGACCUGCAGCCCGGGCACCAGAGGGUGUCUGGGGGGGGACAGCUACAGGGGGGGUCUGGGGGGCAACAGCUGCAGGGAGGGCCUGGGGGGGGCCCACUACAGGGGGGGCCUGGGGGGCAACAGCUGCAGGCGGGGUCUGGGGGGGGCCCACUACAGGGGGGGUCUGGGGGGAGUCGCUGGUCCGUAGGAGCCCAGGGUCGCAGGUCAGAGUAGCCCUCGUCAAGAAGACAUCUGGAAGGAACCUGGCUGAUCCUGUGUCCCGGAGCAGGAAGCCCAUCGUGGGGGACAUGACUGGAGAUCCACCCUGGGGGAGGCUGACCCCCAUGGAGAACGUUCCUGAAGGCGUUCCCGCAAGAGGGAGGAUAUCAGCGGAGAACGUCUUUGGAGAUGUACUUACAAGGAGAAAGAUCUCUCUGAAGAACUUCUCUGCGGACGUUCCUCAAAAGAGGAUGAUCUCUGAGGAGAACGUCUAUGGAGAUGUACCUACGAGAAGAAAGACCUUUCUGGAGAACUUCUCUGCAGACGUUCCGACAAAGAGGAAAACGUGUCUGGAGAAAGUCUCUGGAGAUGUUCCCACGAGGAUAAAGACAUCCGUGGAGAGCGUGGCUGAACAAGGACCCAGAAAGGCAAAAACUUUAGGCGGGAAAAUGUCUGGAGAUGUAUCUAACAGAAGGGAGACCUGUGGGGGGAACUCAGCCGGUCCUCCAGCCAGAAGCAAGACUACUUCUCUGGGGGGCAUGGUUGACCCUGAACCCAGGAGAGGGAGCUGGUCUGUGGGGGAGGAUGGCGAGGCCGGCUCCAGGAAGAGGAGGAAGAUCCGUCCCUCUGGCUUCAGGGGGAAAGGUCAGCUACGCCUGUCAAUCACCCCAGAGGACGAGAAGAUAAGUAUUCAGGUCCUAGAGGCGAGAGGGCUUCUGGGUACAUCGUCCCGAUCAUGUGACUCCUACGUCAAGCUGGCAGUCAUCCCAGACCUAGACCACAGUACCCGCAGGAAGACGACCACAGUUCUGGACUGUAAGAACCCUGUGUUCCAGGAAACGUUCCUUCUGGCCAUCACAGCUGAAGAUCAUCAGAAGAGACUGCUGGUGACUGUCUGGAACCGUCAUCCCAGCUCCCGGAGGAGUGAGUUCCUGGGCUGCAUGAGCUUCGGAGUCCGUUCUCUCGUCACAGCUUCCAAGGUGAUCAUUGGCUGGUACUACCUCCUGGGGGAGGAGCUAGGGAGAAGCAAGCAUCUGAAGGUGGCGUCUCGGCGAAUCAGACAGCAGCAAGGGGGUGAGUGA